AUGGAAGAGAUGGAUAUUCAUCCAAGACAACUAUCAGAAGAGUCAGAGGAGUCAGAAGUAGAUAUGCUGAAGGAUGAUUUGUCUACUUUUAAUAUCAAUCCUAUUGGGAUACAACUAGUUAAUAACAUGAAUGAAUUAAGUAUUCAAGCACAAACAAGUGCUCAUAUAGAGCAACAACUUGAAUCGACAUUAAACAACAACAAUCAAACAACAAUCACUAUAAAUGGAAAGAAUCAAUUUACUGCGCUCUUUUCUAUCACCAAUCACAUCGAGAUCUUUGCAAACAUUUGUAGUUAUUUGGAACCCUUAGACUUGGUAUUACUUCGAUUGACUUGCAAGUAUUUUAAUAAUCUUGUCAAUUCGCCAUUUGACUCUAUAACACAACAAAUUUGGAAACAUUCACGCAUAGAAUCCUGUGAAUUUUAUCAAUUGCCUCCACCUUUGGGAAUAUCUGAACAACUAUAUAUUAGCAUGAUAUAUACUGAUAGUGGCGAAAAAGCGCUUCGAGAUGAAUGGGAGCUCCCAGUAGCAAUAAUAAAAAUUCUUAUUCCUAUUACCAUACAAGAUUUGUAUGGCGACUAUCUGCGUUAUUAUUGGACUCCUUCUGUUAGUUUCAUAAUCGAGGAGUUGAUUAAUCUGAAGCCUGAUGAAGAAAAAUAUUGGCUGAAAAGUAAAGAAAUUGAAUACCAGUUUGCAAUUAUGACCAGUUUAGAACGUGAAUACUGGGAAAGAUGUCGAUACAUCAAAAAAUAUUACCCUACAGGCAUAGAAACACGAAAAAGAAAAUCCAUUGAAAGUAAAGAGGAACAACCAUCAUCUCUAGAUAAUUCGAACCAACAAUCAGAAAUCUCACUUUAUCCCACGUAUUACGAUUGGCUAACACAGCUUGAUAUCUUGCCAAUAUAUAAAAGUGAAUAUACAAAUGCAUUGGAAGCUGCAGCUGUAAACGACGAGAUAAUAAACCAAAAAAUUAAUCAGGCUAAAUAUGAAAAACUCAGUAGAACCAUAAUCGAAGAUAACUCGGUGUAUCAACGAUCGUACAGGAAAAUUAAACCAAAUUAUCGUGAAGAAGACAUACAACAAUUGCCGAGAUUCAGAAACGCUGGUUACUCUUUACGUGCUCGAGCCCCGAAAUCAUCGUCAUCUUCAUCUUUGAAUAAUAUUUGA
Messenger RNA from Ambispora gerdemannii, 1167 nucleotides. The record is from the annotation of a GenBank genome assembly. NCBI's taxonomy places the organism in Eukaryota, Fungi, Glomeromycota, Glomeromycetes, Archaeosporales, Ambisporaceae.